CCCGUGCGUCAGAUCCGAGGAGCACCUAGGAACGGAUCCGGGCGCGUUACCGGAGUAAUCCCGCGAUUCUGAGCCUCAGAAGAUCCGGGUCCGUGUAACCGAGGGUCUGACGUAAUGCUCCGGUAGGAUCUGGAUUAUUAAUGAGGAUGAAGAUGGGGGAUCUGCCGGACUUAAGAGAGGUGGAGAACAAGCUGGGUCGGAAAGUUCCGGAGAGUUUGAUUCGUUCAUUCGCGGGCGAACCGUUCAGAGGCUCGGAAACCCGCGAGCGAACCGAUGAUCUACAGACGCUCCACAACAAGAUCAGCUUCCUGCGGCAACAGAUGGCUCAUCUGCGCUCCAUCGAUGUCACACUGAUGCAUCAGCUGCUGUCCAUCAACGAGGGCAUCGAGUCGCUCCGCUGGGUGCUGGAGGAGCGCGGGGGCGGGGCCAGCCGCGAGGGCAGUGUGACGGACAGCUUGUGCAGCCUAUCAGAGGGGGCGGAGUCAGAGCGCGGCUCCUGCAGCGACGGACUGGACGGGAUCUCGCUGGGCAGUUAUCUGGACACACUCGAGGACGAGGAGCUUGACCGCCGCUCGACCGCGGAGCAGGACACGCUCGGCAAACCUCCGCUGCGGCCUCGUGUGGAAACUGAUGAGUACUACUGCUUCGGCUGAUAAUAACAAACACUUCUGAUGCCGAUCCACAUGGGCUCUCACCAAUCGCUUUGAGAAAUUCUCCUGUUUAAUCGGCUGCGAUUGAUUUAGCUCACACUUCUUGUUCUAAAGUUGUUGUUUUUUUCUGUAAGUCAUCGAUGUUUGGGUUUGACUUUUUAAAUGUUUCUUAAAGAGGUCGUCGGAUGCCCCUUUUCUACAAGUUGAUGUGAUUCUUUAGGGUCUUAAUGGAAAGUCUAUAGCAUACUUUGGUUCAGAUUCCUCAAAGGCAGUGUAAAACAACACCCUCUUUCAGUGCUUUUCCCUUUAUAUGCUAAUGAGCUCUGCUGACCCCGCCCCCUUUGAUUUAAUGAGAUCAUUAUAGCGUGGUUGUGUAAACACACUGCAAACACAUUUCAGUUCAGACAGCUUGCCGGUCAGCUGAGAGAAUCUGCUUCAGGCUCUGUCUUCAAUGUUUGUUUCAGGCGAGAGAACCCGGCUCUAGUUGAUAUAUUGUCUGUGUUCACACUCAUUCAGUCCGGUCUGAAUUCAGUUCAGUUCAGUGUGAGGUCCAUGGGACUAUCCACAUUCCCCAGGAGUAUCUCCAGCAACAGUUUCUCAGCUCUUAAACAAUCUCAACUGAUGUUUUCACAAAUUAAGUCAUAAAGGCUUGGCAUUAAAUGUUGCAUGAUCAAGAAAAAAAAAAAAAAA
Carassius gibelio (silver crucian carp) is the source of this 1340-nucleotide messenger RNA. Its product is annotated as leucine rich adaptor protein 1-like. Gene Ontology annotation, biological process: positive regulation of canonical NF-kappaB signal transduction. The record is from RefSeq and is a predicted model, not a curated record. The coding region runs from base 141 to 653 and encodes 170 amino acids. Lineage: Eukaryota; Metazoa; Chordata; Actinopteri; Cypriniformes; Cyprinidae. The transcript has 2 exons.